CUCUUGUCUCUGACCAUGCCAGUAAAUGCUAAAAUCUUCAUGCCCCACGAUGAGCUCGUCAUCCCUCGUUACCGACCUAAAGAAGGCAUCGUCGAGAGUACUCAGAACAAUGGAAACGGAGAAGAAGACAGCCCUUCGACCGUAAAUCAAAUCAAAGAUCUCGAAGAACUCCAAAAGUUCAUCUCGGACGCGGAGUUAAAGUCGACUGUUAUCAACUUUGGCGCCACAUCAGGAUGCGCUGGAUGCAAGAUGAUAAAGCCGUACUGGAAUGAGCUCUCGGGGUCGUUCAACGAUCGCGUUAAUUUCAUCUACUGCGACAUCGAUGGGCCAGACGGUCGAGCGGCCGGUCUUUACUAUAACAUCACGGCAAUGCCUACUUUCGUGUUCUUGAAACGCGAUUUCGAGGUGCCAGGAACCAGAGUGCAAGGCUCCAACAAAUUGAAGCUACUUCAAGGAGUGAAUCUCCUGGCAGGCAAGCGUCGCAAUUCUGGAGGGCUCGGCUCUGCUGACCUAAAAAAAUCCCUCGCGACACACUUCAGCAAGUUUGGUACCGUCAAAUCCGUCGAUGGCCUUGGGCAGCUCGAUGGUGUUGGUCAGCCGCGAAAAUUUGGGUACAUUAGCAUUGAGGGCGCAGAGGCCAGUAUAACGAAAUGCGUCAACUCGCUCAGCGGAUCGAUCUGGAAAGGCGUCAAAGUGCGCGUUGGGGACGCGAAACCAGACUACUCCCAACGAGUAGCCGCGGAAAACGCUCCAACGACGGAUGCUCCCCCAAAUCGUAAACGUAAACACGGCGCCGUCUUUGCAGAAGACAUGACACUAGUAACUCCCGAGAAUGCCGUUCGCAGGGGCUGGAAAGUUACUGAAAUGGGCCGCAUGUUGCGACCAAUGAAGAUGCGACCCUUACAUCCAUUGCCUCCGCCCUUGUCAGUUGAGCCGCAAUCUAAGAAGGCCAAGCAGUCGAAUGUCAAGCCCAAGCGGCGCCGGGAUCCCGACUCUCGCGCCCGGCGUCGGACCAUCGAUGUGACGCGAUGGGGGAGCGUUCAUCUCAAAGGGUUGUUCCUAGAAAAUGCUGGACAGCUGCCAAAACCCGAGUAUUCUCACCCAAAGCCUUCCCUCGUUGAAGAAAGCGAUACCUCGUCAAGUGAAGAAGACCUCCCAACACCUCCCAUCCUCAAGCCAGCCGUUGAAGCAGCGCAUCGUAUUCAAAAUCCCCGACAAAUGAAGACUAUCCAGAAGCGGACACCGGCGCCGCCAGUACCAUUAGCUGUCAAAUCAGCCCACCCUACGACUAUCGAUCUUUUGGCGGAGAAGAGUGAUACUCUCAAUAUUUUAAACUCUCUGUUCGGGCGAGAUGCGGAGCAAUGGGGUGGACGUGAAAGUGUUGGAUCGGAUGUCGAUGAAGAGGAGCUGCUGAAAAUAGGUGGCAUUCAUUCGGGUAAAGACACCGAAGACGAUAUUGAGUUCGUCCCCAUGAACGUCGACAAUGGCGGCUUGACACAACAACACGAGGCCGACGAAGUGCCGCAGGCUGCAGCACCACGCGAACCAUCGAGAGCCACAAAAUUAAAAGAGCUUUUCGCCCCAAGAACAGAAGAUGGCCCUGCUGGCUUUUCUCUUCUCGGACAUCUUGACCUUGAUCUCGACGAAACUCAGUUCGCGGAUCUCACCACCACCAAGGCACCUACGCCUCGCGAGUCACAGCCCACUCUUGUUUUCGUUCCUGCCAAUAUAGCGGCGCACGCCCCUAUAACUCUAGAUCCGAAGCAACCGCUCUUUUUUCCCCUUCCAAGCUCAUUCUCCGACGAUACAAACCUGAAGGCAAGGCAACGGGACAUUAUCGACGUCGCCAAGGAUGCCGGCUGGUCCGCUCAUUUCUGUAAGACGGAGACGGAUGAAGAGAUCCGCACUAAGUGGGAGGCGGAGAAGAUCGAGCUGACCAGGGAUUGGACGAGACGCUGGAAGGAGGCUGGCAAAAUGCAGCGCAGGCGAAGGGGCGGUGCUCCAGGGGAAGAUUAG
Molecule: messenger RNA, 2016 nt
Organism: Mycena indigotica
Lineage: Eukaryota; Fungi; Basidiomycota; Agaricomycetes; Agaricales; Mycenaceae
Exons: 9
Coding region: 16-2016 (666 amino acids)
Molecular function (GO): nucleic acid binding
Source: RefSeq, a predicted model, not a curated record